This is a messenger RNA of Polyodon spathula (Mississippi paddlefish), 4553 nucleotides long. Its product is annotated as aminopeptidase O (putative). Gene Ontology annotation, cellular component: nucleolus. Bases 286 to 2724 code for a protein of 812 amino acids. The transcript has 17 exons. NCBI's taxonomy places the organism in Eukaryota, Metazoa, Chordata, Actinopteri, Acipenseriformes, Polyodontidae. Gene Ontology annotation, molecular function: zinc ion binding; metalloaminopeptidase activity. The record is from RefSeq and is a predicted model, not a curated record.
AAAGUUUCUAAGGGCAGGACUGGCAUAGUUGUGAAUUUACAGAGGAAAAAAAAAAAAAAAACUGAUGCUGCCGAAAUAGUCAUUUUAGCCUCGCAUUAAAUUGUAUAUAUAUAUUUUUGUUUAAUUAACUCCUUCUACAAACGUCAGUGUCUUGAUUUAAAAAGUCAAGUGUUUUCUGAAAGACUUUGCUUGAUCUUGUGUCUCAGAUUUGUAACAAUAAGGAUUGGAGAUUGAUUAACCACCUCAGGAAGCUGCCUUAAUACAUAGACCCUUGAAUUCUUGAAAAUGCAAAAUGAUAUGGAUCCAAACCUGGACCCCAGUAAAGAUGACCUUCCUCUCAGGGCCAACACCAACCACAUGCUCGUAAGGCAUUACGUUUUGGACUUGGCUGUGCAUUUUCAAAGAAAGGUCAUUAGUGGCAACAUUGUUCUUUUCUUUGAAUCCAGGAAAGAUGGUCAUAAAUUUUGUAACCCUGUAGGAAAUGAAUCCUGUGUCCAAAGAGUGUCUUGUUUUCCAGUGACGAGUAUUUAUUCACCUCCAUCUGACACGAAUAAUGCUGGUGCCCUUGGAAGUGACGGAAAAGAUACUGAUAAAAACUGUAACCAUGGCAACAUGGAAACACCUUCAAGGAUUUUCAAUUCAAAGAAGGACUGCGGAGACACAGCUGAAUCCAGGAAUGAGGAUUUUGUGCUGGUGUUGGAUUGCUGUGAUCUUUCUGUGUUAAAGGUCGAAGAGGUUGAUGCUGCUGUUGUGCCAGGUAUCUGGGAACUAGAUGGGCAGUGCACAGAAGAUGGCCUUUCCAAAGAGCUAAGCAACCGCCAACAGAGACAAACUUUGCACAGACUUGAGAAUUUACCCUCAAGGAGCUGGCAGGAGCAGCAUGACUUGUUUUUGCAAUGCAGCCGAGUACCAGGAUGUGGAGAGCUUCCUUUUGAAAUGGACUCCUGGAGUCUGCAAAUCAGAAAACCGGGAAUUAAGAUGGCAAGGUAUUUCCCACAUUUAGUUAGGAUCUGGUAUGAAACUAAGCCUGAUGGUGCUUCAGUCAGAUGGACGAAGGACCAAAGUAACAGAGCAUGUGUGUACACUAUGGGGUCUCCUAUAAACAACAGAGCCCUCUUUCCAUGCCAGGAGCCCCCAGUUGCCAUGUCAACCUGGCAGGCAACCAUCCAGGCUCCAGAAGGGUGCAUGGUUCUCCUGAGUGGUGAAAACACUGCUGAACCUGUCCAGAUAAAAGAAGGUGUUUCAAGUUGGUUUUAUUAUGUCACUAUGCCAAUGCCUGCAUCCACUUUCACCAUUGCGGUGGGGCACUGGAUAGAAGCUAAACUGGAGGACAGCUUGCUAACAUCUUCAGCAGAAGAAACAUGCAGCUCCUCACAGCUGCCCUGCAGUCACAUGGAUUACCCGUGUCGUUUCCAAGAUCCAGCUGCCCAGGUGCAGGCUGUGAUUCCUCACAGAGUCUUUACUCCACACUGUCUCAAGGAAAAGUCUCAGGAGAUCCUGCUCCCACUGCUCCCUCGCUGCCUCACAGCAGCACACUCUGUGCUGGGCACUCAUCCUUUCCCCAGGCUUGAUGUACUGCUUGUCCCAGCUGGAUUUUCUAGUCUUGGAAUGGCAAGCCCACAUAUCAUGUUCCUGUCUCAGAGUGUACUGGCUGGGAAGACGCACCUCUGUGGGGCGCGAUUGUGCCAUGAAAUCGCCCACGCCUGGUUUGGACUGGCCAUAGGUGCCCAGGACUGGACAGAGGAGUGGAUCAGUGAGGGCUUUGCUACGUUCUUUGAAGAUGUGUUUUGGACCAACGCACAAAAGCUUCCACAGAAGGAGGCAGCGGAACAGUAUGAACUGAAGGCCUUGCUCCGUUGGAGGCGUCUCAGGGAAGAACUUCAGAACUCAGAAGAAGAGCUGCAAGUGUUGAGGCCUAACAGAGAGCAAACUGGUGAAGUCAGUCCCUCAGGGGCAUCCCUUGUCAAACAUGGCCUCAACCCCUGCAAAAUCUUCAUGCAGGUUCAUUAUUUAAAGGGCUAUUUUCUUCUUCGUUUUCUAGCCAGUAAAAUAGGAGAAGAGCGAUAUCUAAAAUUCUUCCGGCUGUUUGUGCAAAAAACUCACGGUCGACUCAUUCUUUCUCAGGAUUUUUUACAAAUGCUGCUGGAGAAGUUCCCAGAAAUAAAGAGACAAGGUCUUGCUCUUGACAUGAUUUAUGAAGACUGGCUGGACAGUGCUGGGAUACCAAAGCCCUUGUUGGAGGAGAGCGACGCUUGGCUUGAAAAUCAGUUGGUUGAAGAAGUAAAACGAGAGGUUGCAAAAUGGAUUCACUUCAAUCAGAGGAACCGAAAGGGCACCAAACGAAAAAGGAGAGCGGAGGAGCGGGUGAUCUUCAAAGAGGUUCUCCCAGACCAGCUGGUCCUGCUUCUGGAGCUCCUAUUGGAGGAGGAGUCGCUCAGUGUGGGGACACUGCGGUGGCUGGAGAGGAGAUACAGCCUCUGUGAGCAGGAUGCUGAGGUGCGGCAUCGUUGGUGUGAGCUUGUUGUCAAACACAAACACACUGCUGCAUAUAAAGAUGUGGAGCAGUUUCUGAAGAAAGACCAGGCAAUGGGCGUCUACCUGUAUGGAGAGCUGAUGGUUCACGAGGAUGCUAGGCAGCAGGGGCUGGCCAAAAGCUGCUUUAGAGCUGUUCAUGAAGAAAUGGACCCGACCUCUAAGAAAGUGGUGGAGGAGAUGAUCUUAUAAAUGUGUAGAGAGCCACGGUCUUAAAGGCAGAGCAUAAAGGAAGGACCACAAGAUGAGCCACUCGGCAUUCAGCCUUAGAGCUCCAGCUAGGUUCACACUGAAGGACACUAGCUGUUGUUUAAUUGGAAGGAAGAUUUAUGUCAACUUUGAAAUGUAUUUAUUUGUAAUCCAUACUAAAAACUGAUUAAAGAGUUGUAUUUGGAUAAAUUGUUUUAUGGAAUGGACUGACGUAAUGCUGCUGAAAUUGUCCAAAACAUCUUUGAAAAUGACUUAAAUGCUACAGCUGUAAAUAUAUGUAUAUAUAUAAAGCAAAUAGUAUUUUUUUUGUAUUUUAGUUGGGGUAGUGUUCCUGGUUAUCAAACAAUCACUAAUAAAAUGUUUGCAAAUGUCUAACAAUGAAUUCUGUGAGCUCCAUAUUGAGUCUUGUAAAUGUUAAUUCAGAUUAACUGUGUAAUUUACUCCAGGCACUGGGAGACCAUAUGGAAAUAUAUACUGUAGGUUUAAAUAUAUAUAUGUGCGUUUUUGACAGGUUGGAUAUUGAUAAAAUAGUUACCAUCCAACGAACAAGUACUACACAUUGUUCUUUUUUAUUUGAAUGUAAUAAAUAGACUAUCAUAUUUAAAAAAAAAUAAAAAAAAAAUGAAUAAAGAAUACUACUGUACUGCCACUGUUCUAUACCACCAACCAAUAUAAAGUACCCCUACUUUAUAUUCACAUCUUUUGACAAAUUCCAACUGCAGACUAUACAUCACACACAACAAUAUCAACUGUUAUACAAUAGUUUCUAUUGUCAGUUUAUGCUCCUGCAGUCCAUAUGAUCUGGUUUAAAAUGUUAUAAAACCAUAUUAAGUAAACAGUUACACGAUUUGCUAGCAAUAUACAGUAUGUAUCUUUAUUUCAGUGUCCAAGUAAAAACCAAAACCUGGCCCACAGCUGAACAGUGCUAAAAUCAACAUGUAUUUUUCUCUAGUUGUUGUCUAGUGGUAGGUAAAUGUCAAACAGUGUGAAUCAGCAGUAUAAAUAUAAGAGAUUUACUCAGGUCUGGCUGAGUCAGUCACAAAGAAUGUGGAUACAGAUGUCUGCUUCUUAAAGCUGCACUUGGCAUCAGUGGCUUGGUUUGAUGCCACCCUAUCAUAAAAUUUAUUGAAAACAAUUUCCACCAUUUUGUUCCUGCUCUAGUGGGAGUUUUAAAGAUGAAAUAGAAGAAUAUUCUGUCUGCUGAAGUGAAAUGUAUAGGGACAUUGUUUAUUGCAAAACUAGAGCUUUUGUAAUGUCUGACCUAUUUAGCUUUUUGUAGUACUUCUUUAAAAAUAAUCAAUUAGAAAAGUAAAUCUGAAAUAUGCAGAACACUUUGCAUAUUUAUAUUGUACAAUCAAAACUAAAUACAUAAAAUACAGUAGAAAGAUAAAAUAGAUUAAAUAUUUAAGAAGUUCCGUCAAUUUUUUUAAGCUGGUCAAGAUAAAGUCUAUCGUCAUACUUACCUGGGCGAGUACUUGCAGGACCGUGGCAGUGUGUGCCGCCUGUGUGUAUUUUGUGUUAUAUGUUGCAUGUGGGCUCUCUCUCUCUCUGGAUAUAAUGUGGGAUAUUUAGCACAAGGGUUGGUUAUAGUAUGUGAGCACGGGGAUUGCACAAAUUAGUUGACCUGCUGGGAUUCAAGUGAAUAAUUAAUUACUAAUUGAAUCCCGGCACAACUGUAGAUGUAGAUGCACGUUUCACACAGUCUAGGUUGUGUGUUCGAGAUUGGAGAAAUGGAGAGGAGAAAAAAAUAAUAAUUAAAAUAUCAAUUGCUAUCGUGCUGGAGGGUCGGCACAAUACUUGUUUGGGUAGCG